Saccostrea echinata is the source of this 960-nucleotide messenger RNA. Its product is annotated as melanocortin receptor 5-like. The transcript has a single exon. NCBI's taxonomy places the organism in Eukaryota, Metazoa, Mollusca, Bivalvia, Ostreida, Ostreidae. The coding region runs from base 1 to 960 and encodes 319 amino acids. Gene Ontology annotation, molecular function: G protein-coupled receptor activity. Gene Ontology annotation, biological process: G protein-coupled receptor signaling pathway. Gene Ontology annotation, cellular component: membrane. The record is from RefSeq and is a predicted model, not a curated record.
AUGCUCAACAAUUCCAAUACAAUAUCUUCAUCGGUACAAAAGCCAUUUAUUGAUGAGGAGACCCGGUUCAUUAUUCCUGUGCACUUAGAAGGUGAAGAUUUGUCAGGACUACUUAUAUUAGUUAUCUUAACAGCUUUCGGAAUACUUGCUAACCUGACAACAAUUGUAAUUAUAAUCCGUGUGAAACAAUUUCACAAACCCACCUACAUGGUCAUAGGAGCGUUAGCAAUAGCGGACACUGUGUCUCUGAUCCAAUAUCUAUGCCAUCUGAUUCUUGCAACAACUAGCCAAAACCUUGUAGAUAAUCAUGGUCAUAUCUUAAUGACGGUAAUCUAUAUUACAGCGCAUGCGUCGGCAUCACAUGUUGUGCUGUUGCUUGGACUACGAUAUUAUUUGAUAGCUGUGCCUCUCCGGGCAAUGACGAUCAGAAAACGUCAUGUAUUGACGUUAUCAAUUUUCAUGUGGAUUUUCAGCGUGGUGUUUGGAGUGAUUUAUUAUUUUGCAAGAUUUCACGUGGCUAAAGACAAGAUCGCCAUUGUCGUACUGGUAUUCAGGGGUUAUCUUUUCCUGGUUCCUUGUAUUUUUAUGUUAGUUUUUCACAUGAUAAAAUUAUAUAAAUUAAGGACGUCUAUUAGUGGAUUCAGAAUAAGUCAAUACCUUCGAAGGAUGUCCGCCAUGAUUUUGAUCAUCAUGGUGAUUUACAUUUUCUCUGCUAUUAUAUUUCCUAUAAUAUUUUCUUUGAACUUUUUCAAAGUGCUCAGCGAACGUGAAAGCAAAGUGAUUCAAAUUUUUGCACGAGUCAUAUGGUUAUUUAACCUUUCGGUCAAUCCCAUCAUUUAUUUCCUUUACAGUCCAAAGGUCAGACGCCAUGUUACUGUACUGUGGCAGUCAGACCUACAAACGCGACGAUCAAGUCGACUUUCAUCCUAUAAUUUACGAAGUACUACAGGUACAUAUUAA